AUGGAAUCAGAGGAAAGAAUAGAUGGAGGCUUUGUCGAUCAAGUGGCCGAUUUGAUCGUUGACCCAGCGGAGGUUGGCGUCGAAGAUGAACAAAUUAAAGCUAGCACAGCCAGCGGCGGAAAGGGCCGCACUCUACGUGCGUACAAUGUCUUGGGGGACCCUGAGGUGAUCGUGGUUCCAGAUUUUGUAGGUGCAGCUGAAAUUGAGCAUUUGCUGAAGCUGGCUGAAAACGGUUGGGAGCCAUCAGAGGUGGGCUCCGGAGUGUAUCGUACAAAGAAUGAGGGGCAGGACUUGGAGAAUCAAGUCUCCAACAUUCGGACGUCCUACUCUUGCCUCAUUGAGCCUGGACAUAGUGACGUGGUGACUGCAGUUGAACUUCGUCUGGCAGCACUGGCUGACAUGGAUAUAAAGUUCCUGGAACCAUUGAACAUGGUGAGGUAUGCACCGGGGCAGUUCUUCAAAGAGCAUCACGAUGGACGUUUCCGUCCAAUCACCGUGUUUGUCUACCUGAAUGACAUCCCGCCAGGAGAGGGUGGCGAGACUUUUUUCCCCGAGCUGAAUAUGAAGGUCGUGCCUCGGAAGGGCUGCGCAGUGAUGUGGAAGAACAUCAUUGGCCCUCAACAAGAAGACCACAGAAUGGUGCACCAAGGGUUGCCACCCAAAUCUGCCAUAAAGUAUGGUGUCAAUUGUUUCUUCAAUGACAAGCCCAUGCGACGCUUCAUUGUUGAAGGCUCAGGUUCUGAUCCAUCAACGCCAACCACCUCACCCACAACAUUUAGUGCUAAGAUCACCACUUUGGACCCGGCGGAAAUUGCUUCACGCUAUCCGGCUAAGCAAAAGCACGAAGGACCAGGCCUUUGCUUGCGGAGACUUCGUAUCUCGCAGGAUCCCCCCAUGUGGAUAGUUCCAAAUGUGGUGGACACAAGAGAAGCUGGCCGUCUCAUGGACCUGAUGGACAGGCAGCAGGGGCGUGUGCCUCCAAACGGCUGGAGAGUUCCUGAGGGGGAGGAUAUUCAGGAGUUAAUGGCAGACCUGGAAGGGAGAUUAGCAGCUGCAGCAGGUGAUCCGGGGCAGCCUCCACUUGGAGACUUGGAGUUGAGACGCCUGCCGGCUGAGGCCUUGAGUGGCGCAUCUGUGGUCUCCCGACCUAAGGAAGUCAAACCCUGCAGAGCUGUGUAUCUAUUUCUGCAUGACAUACCAAGUGAUGGUGCCGGAGAGCUGCUGUUUGUGAAGUCGAAGCUCCAGGUGAGGGCUCGCGAAGGCUUUGCGGUCGUUUGGGACAUGGACUCUUCGGAGCAUCAAGGCCUGCCACCGCGAAAUCGUGCACGGUAUGGCAUUUCUUGUACAUUUUGCCUUUGA
Messenger RNA from Durusdinium trenchii, 1359 nucleotides. Lineage: Eukaryota; Dinophyceae; Suessiales; Symbiodiniaceae. The record is from the annotation of a GenBank genome assembly.